GCGAUUAGAGUAGAACGUAACACGAGCCAGCGUGCAUGAAACAGUGCCUAAAUGGUUAUAUUACCGUUGACUCGGCAGAGAAAUCAGAUUCAGAAACCGUACCAAUACAGACUUCAAUAAAAUAUAACACUAAAGUAUAAAAUAUACUUGACAAUUAAUAAGCUGAUAUAUAUUGCGUCAAAGUGUCAUACUAAACCAAACUUAAUAAUAAAUAAAAUGAAAGUCCUCAGGGGAGGAUGGUACGCAAUUUGUAUCCUUUGCGCAUGUGUACACUUGUCGAUCACGCAGGAUAAUUUAUACUUUGGUAACUGGAGGAUUCACGAGCCAAAAAAAAGCGAGUAUCAAGCUUAUAAAGAACCAGAGUAUGACGAACCCUCACGCGGUUUUCAUAGAAAAUUAAUCCCCAUAAAGGCGCCUCGAAUGAACAAGAAUUCUGAAACGUUCAAACUACCCUUGGAACCGGAAGCUGAAAUGUUGCCGGCUCACUAUACAGGCGUGAAACCGCCCGGAGUCGAUCAUAUGGAACUGAGGCUCGCUGAGUCGAGAGUCUACAAGGUCGUUCCUGUGGUUCAGCAAUUAAAAAUACUUAACCAAGCUGGUGAUGCUCAACAAGUUUCCCGAGCGCAAGUAUUGGAACAGGGAAAGGAUCAAACGUUACAUCAAAAGACCCGUUCGUUCGAAAAAGGGCAGAAAGGUAAUUAUUUGAAAGAGAAGAAGAAGACUAAAUACACCGAGGCAGGAGGAAAGAAGAAAUCUCACGAUGAUGGUUCAAAUAAGUCAGGACAAAGGGCAGAACAGACUGGAGGUAACAGUGGAGCUAAUUACGAGAAGAAAAUUAAAGAUCAGUCGAGCCACAAGAAGAACGGUUAUCGCAACGUGUAUCAUAAAGACGAAUCCAACAAGAGUCAUGACUUUUACGAUAACGAUGAUCACGGUGGCCAUACGAAGAAACACGGACGGUACAAGGAGAAACACGUUAUGAUUGAAGGGACGUAUAAGAAGGGUGGCGUUCAGAAUUCCGGUCACGACGCGGCGCAGCUUCAUAAGCACGGUAUAACGGGGAACUCCCGAGUCGACGGCGAAUCCCGAGGUCACCAGGCGCGACACGGUUACGAUGGAUUCUUGAAAAACUUCCAGGUAUUCGGGAAUCAAGCAGCCAGAAACGAGGGUAAAAGAUUUGGCUUCGGUCACACGAAAGCGCCUUAGUUUUUAUGAAAGUCAUAUGUGUACAGAAAAGUAGGAUUGUAGAACAUAUUUAUUUAAAAACAUUGAGACAUUUUUAUAACCAUAAAAUAUUGUUCUGUAAGAUAAAAUAAUAUUCUGUACACGGAGAUGCAUCAAUGUUUGUAAUACGAUGAUAUUCUAGUGGAGUAAGAUUGUUAGUUCGAUACUUCAUUAAUAUCGUGUGUGUGUACUAGUUAAGCGUUCAAUGAAAGUGCAGAAUGUUUGAAUAAUUAUAAGGAUUAUUUGAAAUCUUUUUCUUGUUUAAUUUCUGAUAUGAACUGUAUGGGCACUUUGUAAAAAGUGCCA
This is a messenger RNA of Ceratina calcarata, 1530 nucleotides long. RefSeq lists its product as uncharacterized. The coding region runs from base 217 to 1206 and encodes 329 amino acids. Lineage: Eukaryota; Metazoa; Arthropoda; Insecta; Hymenoptera; Apidae. The record is from RefSeq and is a predicted model, not a curated record. The transcript has a single exon.